AUGGCGCUCCCAAUCAGCAGUCCAUCUCCAAAAGUAGACCGUUUCCAACAAGCAAUGGAAUCUAUUUACGGUAGAUUCGCCAACAUUCGAGAUCCAGACACCUGGUCCCCGCCACUCCGAUCUGGCGGCCACCGCGGCCGAUAUUUAUGGACGGAUGCGUUUGGUGUACUCAAUCUAUUAACCAUGCACAAAGAAUACACAGUUGCAGGCGGGGGCAGCGAUGACAAACGAUACCUAGUACUAGCCCGACGACUCAUCGAAACCGUUCACGACGUAUUGGGUCACACAAGAGAUAAUCGAUCACAACUACCAGGAGCAACCGAUGCCAAUCCACUUGGGGGAGGAUUGCGAAUCGGGAAGACUGAUGAGCAAGGUUCGGACUGCGAUGGGCAAUAUCAUCAUUACUUGACUAUAUGGAUGUUUGCGCUGAACCGUAUGGCGAUGGCAUCUGGUGAUAUGGAUUAUAAUCGUCUGGCUGUGCAGCUUGCACGGGCUAUCCAUCCGAAAUUCUUUCAAAAUCGCUCUACGUCACAUCCGCGGGUGGUUUGGAAGAUGUCUAUGGAUCUAUCCACGCCGCUGGUUACAUCCGAGGGAAAUCUUGAUCCGAUCGCUGGGUUUGUCGUUUUUCGGCUACUUCAAGCGACUGCCAUGAAGGCCGGUGAUGGCGAAGUCUUGUCUGAAGAAAUAGCGGAUUAUAGACGAGUCAUGGACCGCAAGGGAGAGCAUUUUGUCUCGAGUGACCCGUUGGAUCUGGGUAUGACCUUGUGGACAGCGCAUUGGUUCUCCGGUAGGGAGACUUGGGCUUCGAAUCUUGUGACGAAAUGCUUUGAGCACUUGUAUAAUCUCUUCGAGAUAGAUCAAUAUCUCUUGCGAAAUACCAAAUUUCGCUUGGCUUUCCGCGAAUUUGGUACUGCGAUGGGUCUUCAAUGCGAGGCAGAACAAACUACGGAGAAAGAGCGAAGUGUUGAUCUUAAGAAUUGGGCUGAUUGCAUUAUCGCAGAAUGGGAUCCGUACAUGGAGCUCUCCAUCUCCGAAGACCAGACCCCGGAGGAUAUGCGACCCAUCACGCGAGUGAUGUAUGCAUCGGCAUUAACUCCAGGUGGUAAGUGA
Penicillium atrosanguineum is the source of this 1110-nucleotide messenger RNA. RefSeq lists its product as uncharacterized. The record is from RefSeq and is a predicted model, not a curated record. The coding region runs from base 1 to 1110 and encodes 369 amino acids. NCBI's taxonomy places the organism in Eukaryota, Fungi, Ascomycota, Eurotiomycetes, Eurotiales, Aspergillaceae. The transcript is spliced from 2 exons.